AUGGAAUCCUGAGAAUCAAAUUGAGUCUUGUUCUUGUUUACUUUUAGAUGCCUGUCUUAGAUGUCAAGCUGAAAACAAACAAGAAGAUUGUGUUGUGGUUUGGGGAGAAUGCAAUCAUUCCUUCCACAAUUGCUGCAUGUCCUUGUGGGUGAAACAGAAUAAUCGCUGUCCCCUCUGCCAGCAGGAUUGGGUAGUCCAGAGAAUAGGCAAAUAA
This is a messenger RNA of Leptosomus discolor (cuckoo roller), 214 nucleotides long. Lineage: Eukaryota; Metazoa; Chordata; Aves; Leptosomiformes; Leptosomidae. The record is from RefSeq and is a predicted model, not a curated record.